UAGGGACUCAACCGGCCGAUAUUUCAAGGAUUGGAUGAGUUGAGCGUUUUUGGGGGUGUGGAUGAGUUAAGCAUUAGAUGAGUUGAGGAUUGGAUGAGUUGAGCGUUUUUGGCCGUGUGGAUGAGUUAAGUGUUAGAUGAGUUAAGGAUUGGAUGAGUUGUAGGGGAAAUGGUUAUAUUAAUGUAAGUGAUCUGAGAGAGAUUUUGCGAGCUUUGGAUGACAAAAUAACGGAUGAUGAAUUGGAUGAAAUGAUUGCAGAAAUUGAUACUGAUGGGUCUGGAACUGUUGAUUUUGAUGAAUUUCUUGAAAUGAUGUCUGGAGAAUAAAAGGAAAAAAAAUAUUUUUGA
Messenger RNA from Meloidogyne enterolobii, 347 nucleotides. NCBI's taxonomy places the organism in Eukaryota, Metazoa, Nematoda, Chromadorea, Rhabditida, Meloidogynidae. The record is from the annotation of a GenBank genome assembly.